This is a messenger RNA of Mytilinidion resinicola, 4431 nucleotides long. RefSeq lists its product as uncharacterized. Bases 316 to 3978 code for a protein of 1220 amino acids. NCBI's taxonomy places the organism in Eukaryota, Fungi, Ascomycota, Dothideomycetes, Mytilinidiales, Mytilinidiaceae. The record is from RefSeq and is a predicted model, not a curated record. Gene Ontology annotation, cellular component: cell septum; cell periphery. Gene Ontology annotation, molecular function: chitin synthase activity. The transcript is spliced from 5 exons.
UGUGUUUGGACGCCUAAGUCUUGUUUUCGACGUCGCUCGUUCUGUGCCACUGCGCCUGCCACCAUCGUUCGUCGCGCCUGCGCCCACAGGUGCGUCCUCACCUUUCGCUACUGCCGUGCAAUCCAGCCCUGUGCUGCCAAAUUCUCCCCAAACAUCACCUGCUACGCCGCUCGCUGUCCGAGGCCCUACGCCUCACACCUCGCCCGGCCUCCCAUUUCUGACGCUCGUUUGCCCGUGGGUCUGCCACCCUCUGCUGAGGCCGUGAGCUUUGUUCGUGGUCAGGGCGACUUCGCCAGACGGCCGCUUGACAGCAUCAUGUCUCUACCACAGCGGCCCAACGCUACUUCCCCGAAGCACGACCAGCGACAUGUCUACCGAGACUCUCCCUCGCGUCGCCGGCGGCCCUCCGACCUCGAAGGCCGCCACCAGUCCAGCUCUUCCUACCCGAAACCUCCUCCAUCGCCAGGAACUCCAGGAACGCCCGGCCAGCGAGAUCGAGAUCGAGAUCCGAUCAUGUCUGCACAAAGGGGCGGGGGAAGCAGUGAUCUGGGGAGGAAACGCAGCCUCAUCAGGCCGGAGCGCAACCGUAUUGAUCCCGACCACCCUAAUUAUUACUACCGAAAACAUGCCCAAAACAUGGCUGUACAGCCUUCAACAACCGGAAAUGAGCCAGCGAUGGAGGAUCCCAUUGAAGCCGAGACCAUCAGCUCCGAAAGCACGUACAUGAAACCGGCACAGCACGCCCACCACAACUCCUCGGCCCAAUACACCGACAAGUCUGCUCCCUUGGACGAUGACACUUUCUUCGAAAGCCGCCCACAGCGGAAACUCACAAGAAGUAAGACCAUGGAGAAUCUCGAAAAGCAGCGUCAGAAGGACAGAGACUCUGUGCGGCCACCCAGUCUUUGGAAUGUCUACUGUGCCGUUAUCACCUUCUGGGCCCCCGAUGCCAUUCUGCGCUGUUUCGGAAAGGUGCAGAAGGCACAGCAACGCGCCUGGAGGGAAAAGAUGGGCCUCGUCAGUAUCAUCCUCUUGAUCUGUACAUUCGUCGGAUAUCUCACCUUCGGCUUUACCGCGACGGUAUGCCCGAAUGGAGGAGGGGAACGAUUGAGAAUCAACCAUGUCGACGCAGGAUUCAUGAUUAUCCACGGUCAAGCAUACGAUCUCGCUGAGUCUCAGCAUCCAUGGGUCAGGGGCAUUCCCGAAAACGCCAAUGUUCUCUUCGACUUGCCCGAGAAGCAUGGAGGACAGGAUGGAAGCUUCCUGUUCCAAAAUGUCAAUGGUGCCUGCAAAGGUUUGAUCACUCUGGCUGAUGGUUCUGACGUGCCGACAAACGACAAUAAGGAUCUGGCCUGGUACUUUCCCUGCAAUACAUUCAAUCAGGAUGGAUCCAGUAAACCUAAUAUGUCAUACCCUUAUUAUUUGGGUUACGCAUGCCACACUUCUGCCAAGUCUCGCGAUGCUUUCUGGGAUCUCUCAUCAGCCGGUGACGUCUUUUUUACCUGGGACGACAUCAGAAACUCAAGCAGAAAUCUGAUGGUAUGGGGCUCAGACGUACUGGACCUGGAUCUUCUCAACUGGUUCAACAAAACCCAGGUCAACAUCCCGUCUAAAUUUGAUGAGAUCCGGACCAAUCCUGCGGUUCGCGGUAUAGAUGUCACUCGGUCAUUCUCCUCGAGCUACGAGAAGCAAGUUGCGCGAUGCUUCACCGAGAUCAUCAAGGUCGGAUCCAUUGAUACGGCCACAAUCGGAUGCAUUGCCUCUAAGGUCGUCCUCUACGUUUCGCUCGUAUUCAUUCUCGCUAUCGUUAUUGCCAAAUUUAUUUUAGCGCUUUCAUUCCAGUGGUUUCUCAGCAAGAAAUUCGCAGCUGAUAAAACCUCACUUGGGGCGGAUUCAAAGAAGAGAAAACAACAGAUUGAAGAAUGGAGUGAUGAUAUUUAUCGCCCCCCGCCAAAGCUCAACGACCCUGCCGGUACUCCUGAUAGGUCUAGCAAACGCGGUAGCCAGUUCUUCCCAACCCAGUCCAGGUUCACCAGCCCUUACGCAGUCGAGAAGUUGUCAGCAAAAAACCGCCCACCUCCAACUACCAUGACGAGUCAAAGUUCCACUGCUCGUCUCCUUUCCGCGAAUCCAAUGUACAGCAGAAUCAACAAUAGUCAAGGCACUUUACCAACCUUUGAUGGGAAGACGUCAAUGGGUGAGAGCAGAUCUAGUGUAAUGCUUUCAGGGACCACCGAACAAAGAUACUCAAGCGCGAUGGGCGAAAGUGAAGGCCCCGGCCCCGCCGGAUUCAUUCACGAAGCUGUUGUUCCUCAACCACCUCCGGAAUGGCAACCUUUCGGCUACCCGCUAGCUCACGCAAUUUGUCUCGUUACCGCCUACUCUGAAGGUGCUGAUGGUCUUCGAACAACUCUAGACUCAGUUGCUGUUACGGAUUACCCAAAUAGUCAUAAGCUCCUCCUAGUCAUCUGCGAUGGUAUGAUCAAAGGCAAAGGAGAGGAGCUGUCAACUCCAGACAUCGCCCUUGGCAUGAUGAAGGACCACGCCAUUCUCCCGCAUGAAGUUCAGGCGUUCUCAUACGUCGCUGUAGCUAGCGGGUCGAAGCGACACAAUAUGGCUAAGAUCUACUCUGGAUUCUACGAUUACGGUGACAACUCUUCGAUCCCCAUCGAGAAGCAGCACCGCGUUCCAAUGAUGGUGGUUGUCAAGACGGGAACUCCGGACGAGGCUAAGAAGAGCAAGCCUGGAAACCGCGGCAAGCGAGACAGCCAGAUCAUCUUGAUGUCAUUCCUGCAGAAGGUCAUGUUCGACGAGCGUAUGACGGAACUCGAGUUUGAAAUGUUCAACGGUAUCUGGAAGAUUACUGGCAUAUCGCCCGACUUUUACGAGAUUGUGCUCAUGGUGGAUGCCGAUACAAAGGUGUUCAACGACAGCUUGACGCACAUGGUGUCGGCAAUGGUCAAGGACCCCGAAAUCAUGGGACUUUGCGGCGAAACCAAGAUUGCCAAUAAGCGAGAGUCGUGGGUGUCGAUGAUCCAGGUGUUUGAGUACUUCAUCUCCCAUCACUUGUCAAAGUCGUUCGAGUCAGUAUUCGGCGGUGUAACCUGUCUGCCCGGGUGCUUCUGCAUGUAUCGCAUCAAGGCUCCCAAGGGCGGGCAAAACUACUGGGUCCCGAUCCUGGCCAACCCGGAUGUGGUCGAGCAUUACUCGGAAAACGUGGUGGACACGUUGCACAAGAAGAAUCUGCUUCUUCUAGGCGAGGACCGAUACCUGUCGACAUUAAUGCUGAAGACGUUCCCCAAGCGGAAGCAGGUGUUUGUUCCGCAGGCCGUGUGCAAGACGACGGUGCCUGAGAAGUUCAGCGUGCUCCUCUCGCAGCGCAGGCGAUGGAUCAACAGCACGGUCCACAACCUGAUGGAGCUAGUGCUUGUGCGUGAUCUCUGCGGCACUUUCUGCUUUAGCAUGCAGUUUGUCGUGUUCAUUGAGCUGGUGGGGACGCUCGUCCUCCCAGCUGCCAUUGCUUUCACUCUUUACCUCAUUGCGAUCUCGAUCAAGGCGGCCAUCGAGCACACCGCGGCGCCCGUGAUCCCUCUAGUCCUGCUCGCGCUCAUUCUAGGUCUGCCGGCGGUUCUCAUUGUCCUGACAGCACACCGGUGGUCGUACGUGGCGUGGAUGCUGGUCUACCUCUGCUCGCUACCGAUCUGGAAUUUUGUGCUGCCGACGUACUCGUACUGGAAGUUUGACGACUUCAGCUGGGGCGACACGCGCAAGACGGCGGGGGAGAAGACGAAGAAGGGGGGCCUGGAGUAUGAGGGCGAGUUUGACAGCAGCAAGAUCACGAUGCGACGGUGGCAUGACUUCGAGGCCGAACGCAGGCUCAAGGCGCCGAGCGGAGGCAACGGGUGGUCGCAGCAGUCGACGACGGCGGGCACCUGGCCCCUGCAACAGCAUGGAAGCGACUCGUACUUUGAGAACUGAGGUCCCGGGCCUGGUGGCGUCGGGAGGCGAAGACAGCACGGACGGGAGAGGAGCCGCGGAGGGAGCUGUCGCAUUACUGUAUUACCGUGGCCGUGGUUGUUCUGCAUUGCUCGGGGUUAUGUCUGCAUUGAUAGGCCUGGGCGGCGUUUUUGGAUCCCUGUAGAUGGAGGUUCUGCUCGGCAGCCCCUGUACAGCGGGCGCGUCUUUUUCAAUGGUAAUGGGUGCUAGACGGCUGCUGUGCCUGUGCCGUGAUGCAUCGUGAUGCGCUGGAGUGAUGUGAGGCCGCCGCUCUACUGGGUUGUUACCUCGUCCGGCUGGGGUGCUGCCUGACGUGCGGGGCAUGGAAAAGGUGGUAUUUCAAUCCUACAGCAAGCUGUCAUGUGUGUACAUCUAUCUACCACUGCGUGGGGUGCUUCAAUGCAUUUCCAGGAAUCCGAUAGAACCCCUUCGCUU